CAUUUUUUUUGGGCACCCCAAAAUUUUCAAGGGACAAACAUGACUUUAUUUUUUCAAUGGGAAAACCUACAAGCAAGCCCAUGUUAUCUUGUUCUUUUCCUUCAUCAUGUUUUUUUUUUCAGCAAAUCUCUUUCUUAUUUAAAAGAUGAAUCAAACAAACCGAAUCCUCUCUUUUGAUCUUGGUUUCAUUCCUCAUCAAAUCACUUCUCCUCCCUUUAUAGAAAUCUUAGAUCUGCUUUUAACACAAGGCGGUGGUGGAAUCUUUUCACCAAGUUUAGAUUAGACACAAAUAAAUACAAAGAGAAGAAGAACAAACCAGAACUAGAAGAAGAAGAAGAAGCAAUUAGAAGUUAUUGCUUAACAAGGUGGAUCCAAGAAAAGGGAAGAGUUCUCUCCCUCUUGAUGAGGAGAAAAAAGAAGCUUUCAACUUUCUUAUUCCUCUCACACCAUCUCAAAACCCAAAGGAACAAGCUUCACCAUCACCCUUUUCAAACCUUCUUAUGACUACCAACCAUCAAAACACCACCUUCUUCCCCAUCCCACAUGGUCAAAUAACCACUUCUAAAUUUAUCAAUACCCAAGAUCCAUCUCAAGCUACAAAUCAAGGUAAUGCUGAUAUUAGGAAAAAGCACUAUAGAGGAGUGAGGCAAAGACCUUGGGGAAAAUGGGCAGCUGAAAUAAGAGACCCUAAGAAAGCAGCAAGAGUGUGGCUUGGCACCUUUGACACAGCAGAAGCUGCAGCUAUGGCUUAUGAUGUUGCUGCAUUGAAGUUCAAAGGAAGCAAAGCCAAGCUCAAUUUUCCUGAACGUGUUGCUGUGCCACCAUCACCACUACCACCGGCAACCACCACCACCACUUCUUCAGCUUCUGCACAACCCUCUUCCUUCACACCACCACCACCUCCACCACACGUUGGUGGCGAUCAUCAAACUUCACAAACAUCAGAAGAAGCAGAAGGGUUUCCGGGUCUGAUGGAGUAUGCACGGUUGCUGAAAUGUAGGGAUGAUGAUGAUUUUCAACGUGUUGCAUUGGGGCUUUACCAGCACCAUCCUAGUGAGGAUGUUAUUUACGGUUCUUCUCAGUCACCACCUGUGCCAUUUUUUCUGUCUUCUUCAUCUUCUUCUGCAUUUCCAUCUUCAACUUCUCAGGGUGAUUAUGGUUCUUCUGGAUUCUAUAGUCAUGGAGGGAGUGGUUUUGAUGAAGGGAACAAGAGAGGAUCAUAGUGUUUUUUUCUUUUCUUGUUUUCUUCUCUGAAUUCUGAACACUGCAUGAGUGUGGAAAGUGGGGGAUAGUGCCACAAUUAAGGAAGUUCAAAUCACACAUCUCUUAUUUGUUUUUCUUUAUAAUUCCAACUAAAAAAUAAUGCAUGAGCUCAAAAGUUAAUACUACCA
Vigna unguiculata (cowpea) is the source of this 1391-nucleotide messenger RNA. RefSeq lists its product as uncharacterized. The record is from RefSeq and is a predicted model, not a curated record. Gene Ontology annotation, biological process: regulation of DNA-templated transcription; ethylene-activated signaling pathway. NCBI's taxonomy places the organism in Eukaryota, Viridiplantae, Streptophyta, Magnoliopsida, Fabales, Fabaceae. Gene Ontology annotation, molecular function: DNA binding; DNA-binding transcription factor activity.